UUUCCCCUCCAAACUUCGAAACGGAAAACUGUUGAUGGAGGGAAGACUGUACUCGCAGAUACGUUGAGGUGACGAUGGCUUUAGAAACCUACGCCUCUCCGGGCUCCGACAAAAUCCAUGCAGACGUGCUUGCAGAAGCGAGGCAAGCCUGUUACAAGGCCCGGAAUGCGUUCUAUGCUUGUUUAGAGAAGGAAUCAAACAAGAAACCCACUGAAAUAGCGUCGGUGGGUCUUCUCUAUCCGGUUGAGUGCAAGAAAUCUAGGGCUGAAUUCGAGAAACUGUGUCGACCCACUUGGGUUAAGCAUUUUGAUCGCCAGUAUUGCGCGAAGAAGAGGGUUCAGAGGCUUUUGGACAAAGAUGAGUCCCGGAGAGGAGUUUAAAGCCUAGUCCACAAGGGGAGGGUGGACGAGAGUCGUGUGGAUCAUCCUGCUAGUUUAUUCCAUGGUUACUUUGAGCACCUCAUACAUAACCAGGUGAAAGCAUCAGAAUUCUUGGGUGUUGAGUUUGCUGUACUUGAGCUGUUUCUUUGAAGUUGAGAUUAUUGGCAUCAGUAGUUAAUUUAGUUCAAAUCUAUUGGGAGUUUGGGACCUGAAAAGUGUAUUUCUGGCAAGAAGCAUGAAAUUAAGUUCAAAGUGAUGACAAUGUACUUCCAAAUUGUCUGAAUAUUGGCUAUUUUUGUUUGUUCUCCUAUUUACCAUUCAGUUUUCUAAUCGACAUUGCAAUGUUGGAAUACACAUCUUUUUUGCUGGUGA
This is a messenger RNA of Nelumbo nucifera (sacred lotus), 752 nucleotides long. Its product is annotated as Cytochrome c oxidase, subunit Vib family protein. The record is from RefSeq and is a predicted model, not a curated record. Gene Ontology annotation, cellular component: mitochondrion. Lineage: Eukaryota; Viridiplantae; Streptophyta; Magnoliopsida; Proteales; Nelumbonaceae.